GUGUAAAUCACAGCUCACUCAGGUGAAAAACAAACAGUUAAAACCAACACGCAAAGGGAUAGUUGCCGGUAACCAUAACAAAUAUAUUGAGUGAUAAAUUCUGCAACCAUGAAGUUGACAGCGCUAUGUUUGUUAUUGUCUUCGGUUGUUAUGACAACAGAUGGAUAUAAAACAGAGUAUUUACCGGGAUACUAUUGUGGAAAAGACUAUAAAAUGUAUGAUGAUGACGUGGCUGUCAAGGUUGAAAGCAACUAUUUAACUAGUGAAGGCUGGACUUAUCGCUCAGAGCUGGAUAAAUAUGAAUGUUCCGUAACAUUUGUAAAUGGAAAUGAUGAUUACGAAGGGUUGAUGAUGAAGUUUGGAAUGUUUAAAGCCAACUGUGGAGAUCAUAUAGAGAUAUUUUCUGGCAGGUUAUCCUAUGCAAAUUCUAAUAAGAAAAUCAUGGACUGUAGUACAAUGUACUAUAGUAGUGUAUUCAAGUCGACAUCAGGAAUAAUAUCCGUCCGAAUACUUUCUGACAGCGAUACAAUGAAGAUUAAGUUCAAUUCUACACUUGUGGCAUAUCAUGACUAUGAAGCUUAUGAAAAUUGCGAUGUAUUAUGUACGGAUGAAAAUGUGUGCAUUGACAAAAGUCUGUGCAAAGAUGGAAUUGACCACUGCUUUGACAAUAGUGAUGAGGAGCGUUACGCAAACUGUGAUGCAACUGAAGAUGUGCAUUGGGAUGACAAGAAUAAUAAAUGGGAAAAAGAUAUUACAUCUAGCAGCUCUUGGUCAUGGUGGUGGGGUGGAAUUUACAGUUAUGCAGUCAUCGGUGGAAUUGUUGUUGGAGUUAUUUCGAUCAUUGUUAGCAUUGUAUGCUGCUGCAUAAGAUAUAGAUAUGCGCAAUCCAGGUCAUCCGCCAGGACAUAUACCACACCUGCUACAUCUGUCACAUAUGCUGCCGGAGGUGGUGGAUACCCAGUACAACCCCCGCCUACUGUGUCCUACCCCCCAGGGUCCUAUCCUGUACAACAACCACCCCCAGGAUCUUACCCACAGCAACAGCAGCCAGGGGACUACAUGCAGCCUGUGACUCAACGGAACCCUAAUGCGCCACCACCAGUGUACGAAGAGCUGAGAAACCCAACUUAUGACAAUGCUGGAGAAACUAAGGCUAAUCCAGUUUAAAUCCUAUAAUUUGCAGUACAAGCUCCCAGUAACUCAAACAAUGACAUUCCAACUGAAGAAAUCCAGGCUUAUUCUCAGUCCCCAUUUGAAUCAAAUACAGUAGAAUCUGUGUAAGUUGAACACUCUUGGAACCACAAAAAGGUGUUCCACUUGGGAGGUG
This is a messenger RNA of Owenia fusiformis, 1327 nucleotides long. The record is from the annotation of a GenBank genome assembly. NCBI's taxonomy places the organism in Eukaryota, Metazoa, Annelida, Polychaeta, Sabellida, Oweniidae.